AUGUUCGCCCGUGCUGCCGCCCGCGCGGUCCCCAAGACCCCUUCCACGGUCGCCCGCCGCGGCUUCCAGACCACCCGCGCCCAGAUGUCCUCGCCCUACCACUACCCCGAGGGUCCCUACACCAACAUCCCUUUCAACCCCAAGAGCAAGUUCUUCGGCCUUGGCUUCUGGACCUACUCCUUCGUCGGCUUCUUCGCCCCCUUCGGCAUUGCUGUUUGGCAAACCAAGAAGCCCAAGGUUUAA
Colletotrichum abscissum is the source of this 243-nucleotide messenger RNA. Its product is annotated as cytochrome-c oxidase chain VIIc. The transcript is spliced from 2 exons. NCBI's taxonomy places the organism in Eukaryota, Fungi, Ascomycota, Sordariomycetes, Glomerellales, Glomerellaceae. The record is from RefSeq and is a predicted model, not a curated record. Gene Ontology annotation, biological process: mitochondrial electron transport, cytochrome c to oxygen. The coding region runs from base 1 to 243 and encodes 80 amino acids.